Messenger RNA from Gasterosteus aculeatus aculeatus (three-spined stickleback), 6277 nucleotides. RefSeq names its product axin-1. The record is from RefSeq and is a predicted model, not a curated record. Gene Ontology annotation, molecular function: beta-catenin binding; ubiquitin protein ligase binding; identical protein binding. Gene Ontology annotation, biological process: positive regulation of proteasomal ubiquitin-dependent protein catabolic process; cell development; positive regulation of protein kinase activity. Lineage: Eukaryota; Metazoa; Chordata; Actinopteri; Perciformes; Gasterosteidae. Gene Ontology annotation, cellular component: plasma membrane; nucleus; beta-catenin destruction complex.
CAGUCCAGAGGUUCUUUGAUGCUCGUCGAUACCGCUGCGUGAUGAUGUCAUACGCCAGAGAGCAAGGGAGGGAAGCAUGAUCAAAGGAGAGAGAGGGAGGGAUGAAGACGCAGGAGAGGAUAUCCAAGACAACAGCGGGACAAAGAUGGCGACUGCUCCUGCAACGGGACGUCCGCUGGCGUCCAGACCUCGGGAUCGCCGGGAGGGACCCCCGGCGACCCAGCAGGUGCGUGGGGGGGGGGGGUCCCUUGUUGCAACAGGACGACCACCGGCGCGACGGGCCGGAAACCACCAAGCCGACCUCAGCCUCCACCACCGCCGGGCUAGCACGGUUCAGAUCACCAUGGAUGAACUGUCCACCCGGGAGUGGAGAGAGAGGAGGACAGGUGACCGGACCUCACCUGAGCCACCUGAGCCUUCCUUCUGCUCGUGGGACGGCUGGCCUCAGCAGUUUAUAGGAGGCACGCCCGGUGCUCCUGACAGACUGACAGCCCGGCGCAGGCGACUCACGAGCGGGAUGCUGCGGUGGCGGCCGCGGCGCGCGCUCUCCGUCCGGUCAGUCACUCGUCCAGUGGAGGUGGGCUCCGUGGUCAGAACACCUGUCUACAGGGUGAAUUGUUUGCCAGCAAAAUCAUCGCCGGAGGGGAACGUCUGACUUCUCCCUUGUGCAGUCAGAGACAUGAGCGUUGUCAGAGAAUUACAUGGGAUCGGGUACAGGGGCGGUGGUGGGGGGGUUGUGGCCCCUCUCAGCGUCACUACCCACUUUACCGAGGAUGCUCCGCGACCCCCGGUUCCCGGCAAGGAGGGAUCUGAUUUGGACCCCCCGGUCCAGUCGGCCAACACCCGUCCGAACGCCCUUUCCCAAAGCCUCGGCUAUCCGUCAUCCUCGUCUUCUAAAAUGGGGGAUCUAUCGAGCUACACGCCCUCGUCGUCGUCGGCGACCCCUCGGCGCCCGGACCUGGACUUGGGGUACGAACCCGAGGGCUCGGCGUCGCCGACUCCGCCGUACCUGAAGUGGGCCGAGUCGCUUCACUCGCUCCUGGACGACCAGGAAGGCAUCCAGCUGUUCCGAAACUUCCUCUGCCAGGAAGGCUGCGCGGACCUUCUCGACUUCUGGUUCGCUUGCUCGGGGUUCAGGAAGACGAGCCAGGAGAAGAGGGCAAAGCUGGCCAAGGCCAUCUACAGGAAGUACAUCGUGGACGGAAGUGGGAUUGUCUCAAGGCAGAUCAAAGCAGCCACCAAGAGCUUCAUCCGAGACUGUGUGGGACGGCCGAAUCCAGACCCCGCCAUGUUUGAACAGGCCAAGACGGAGAUCCAAGGCAUGAUGGAGGAGAACACCUACCCGUUGUUCCUCAAGUCGGAUCUGUACCUGGAGUACACGCGUACGGGAGGAGAGAGCCCCAAGCCCAACCCCAGCGAUCAGAGCCCGUCGUCGGGGACUGCCAAGCCGGUGCCUGGGUACUUACCCACACUGGCUGAGGAUGAGGAGUGGAGGUGUGCAGAAGGUGUGAGGGAGGCGGAGGAAGAGAAGGAUGAGGAGUGUGGAGACACACCAGCUGACAGGCUGACGCAAAGCCUGCUGAUGCACACGGCGCCACACAGAUCAGCGACCACCAGGAGGAGGCCCGACGCCAGAGAGUACAGGCCGUGGAAGGAGCCGGUGAACCCGUACUACGCUAACAUGGGCUACGCUCGCGCUCCAGCCACCAGUGCCAACGACAGUGAGCAGCAGAGCAUGUCGAGCGACGCCGACACGAUGUCGCUGACCGACAGCAGCGUAGAUGGAAUUCCUCCGUACAGAUAUCGGAAGCAGCAUCGGAAAGAGAUGCAUGAAAGUGCCAAAGCCAACGGACGUGUGCCCCUACCUCAUAUACCUCGCACGUACCGCAUGCCAAAGGACAUCCACGUGGAGCCCGAGCGGUUCGCAGCGGAGCUCAUCUGCAGGCUGGAGACGGUUCUCCGGGAGCGAGAGGCUCAGGAACGACUCGAGGAGAGGCUGAAGAGAGUUCGACUGGAAGAAGAAGGUGACGAUGCUGACAUCUCUGUGGCGCCCUCCGUGUCCUCUCACAGCAUACCACUCCCCCUCCCCUCCACGUUCACACCUCUCUACGGCGCCCGCUACUCGGAGACCACCGCUAACACGGCGGUCGCCACCUACGGCGGCCUGGUUGCCAUGGAGGAUUCCCAAGACGACGACCCGGAAUCCAUCUUGGACGAGCACGUGCAGCGCGUGAUGAAAACGCCCGGCUGCCAGUCGCCGGGGGCGACCAACAGCGCCUUAGGAGGAGGGGGUCGACACAGUCCUCCCAAAUCAUCCCGCUCACCCGAAGGGGGGACCGGCCCGCCUCACUGCCCCCCAGGGAGGGGUCACGGCGUGCCUCCUGCCGGGGUCAAAGGUAUCCACCACCACAAGCAGUUGUAUCACCACAGAGGAAGAGACGGGCAGGAGGAGGCGGGCUCUAGGUCUCAGACCAACCUCAUGUGGAACGGAGACCCGGCCGGCCAGUACGCAGGGAGAAGUCGCAACUACGCCGACGGGGCCGGAGCCAGCACGCUGGAGGGCGUGGGCUACAGCAGUAAAGGCAGCACGCUGUCACGGCGAGGUUGUAAGAAGGCGUCGGAGACGUUGGGCAAAGGCGAGGAGAGCGGCCGUGGCCUGGAGGGCCAGGUGCCGAUGGAGGAUCUGGAGAGAAACCACAAGAUCCUGCAGUGGAUGAUGGAAGGAGACCGACAGAGGAAGACCUCCCAUGGCGGCAGCACCAGCAGCUCGAGGAGGACGGGGCCCAGCAGCGAGUCGCCGCGCCCGACGUCGGUGGAGCGCCCCGGCGCCGUGCACCCGUGGGUGUCUGCUCAGCUGCGCAACAACCCCUCCUCUGUGUCCCCCGCCGUCCCCGGCUCGGCGUCCACCCAGGUCCAGCCCUCGCACCCGUUCAUCCAGGACCCGGCCAUGCCCCCCAACCCGGCCCCCAACCCGCUCACCCAGCUGGAGGAGGCCAGGAGGAGGCUGGAGGAGGAGAGGAGGAGGAGCGCAGUACAGCAGGCCAAGCAGAGGCACAAGUCUGGUAAGCGGCAAGUGUGCGAGAACAUGACGGUGGCCUACUACUUUUGUGGAGAGCCGAUCCCGUACCGAACAUCGGUCAAAGGCCGUGUGGUGACUUUGGGCCAGUUCAAGGAGCUGCUUACCAAAAAGGGCCAUUACAGGUUCUACUUUAAGAAAGUGAGCGACGAGUUUGACUGCGGCGUGGUGUUCGAGGAGGUUCGUGACGAUGACGCUAUCCUGCCCAUCUUUGAGGAGAAGAUCAUCGGGAAGGUGGAGAAGGUUGACUGAAAUUUGCGACACAGAAUUGGGGGGCGAAGGACGGUGUCAUUUAAGAUGAGGGGGGGGAAAAAAGGAGAUGGAAAGAGAACAUUGGGGUUUGGAUGGAGGUUCAGCUGUGAGGGAAAAAAAGAACAAAAGAAAGUGGAAAGAUGGAAGGAGCCAUGUGUGACGGAGGGAGGGCGGUGGGGGCGCGCUUUAUUAAGGAGGUGGAGAUUUCUACGGACUCUCUGGAUGUCGGCGCCCCGGAUGGAACCCACGGGAAGCUCGGCCAUAACGGACGAGGAAAAGGACAUGAUGAUUUCUCCCUGUCUCGGCCCCGCCGUGGAUACUCGAGGAGCGCUGUUGGAAAUCAGAUGUCCGACCAGUCUUCCACUGCGAUGGAUGGGAAAGGGUGGGGGGGGAGGGGACUGCUGGCGGGGGGGGAGGAUAAACAAGUCUUCCACCUCGGCCCUCCGCAGACCAUCACGAUGCUGCUACAUUACCACGGAAACGUUUCAAAUCGGUGCUCGGGACAGUGAAGGAAGCGGCUCGGUUCCACUCGGGGAGUCUCGCAGCCUUUCUGCUGUCUCAUCAGCUGGUGACGGGGGGGGGGAGGAGACGGGGGCGAUUUUGGGAAGCGGAACCAUUAGUCCGCUUCUCCUCUCGUCGGACUUCGUAGCCUCAAAACAGAAACCUUCUCACCCUCGAUUCCUAGAUGUCAUGUAGUGAUCUCGCAUCAACAUGUUCAGACAACAGUUCUCCACAUACCUUGUUUACCAAAGCUACAUAUUUUUGAUAAGUCAAGUAUCCUAGCUACUUGUUUCAUUUUAUUUGUGUAUGUACAAGGCAGGUACUAUUACUUAUUAAUGCAGCCGUAUUUUGUUAUAUCUCCACUUAAUGUUGUAUUACUGUGUAUGUUUUGAAGCUAGUUCAUUAGUGAUUUCAGGGCAGCCUUUUUGUUUCUCCAUCUCUAAAAUACAUCCUUGCACCUCACUUCUGUACUGUUGACCUGCGAGUGUGUAGUUCUGUUUGCGAUGCAUUUUUUUUUUUUUUUAAAUGUUAUUUUUCCCACCCACAAGAAUCCUCAUGAAAGAGAGCAGCGCACACACUUAUGGUGCGCCUCCUUCGACCACAGUCACACUGUCACCUCAUCUGUCAUGUUUUGAUGCCACACUGCGUAUGUGGCUGUACUCAGUAUAGGUGCCUGCCUGCCUGGCCAGUGCCAUCACUAUCUAGAAUGCUUAUGUGAAGCGUGUUGGUGAGCGGCGUGUCCGCCUGAACUCAGCCAAAGAGCACACCGUGCGUGCCGUAUGCCUUCAUGCGUGUUUCUGUCUGUGCACGUCCACGGCCAUUAAGUCUUUUCUUUAAUCGUGAGCAGAUGGGGGGGGGGGGGGAAUCUUCUCCCUCCUGCGGAUUCCCAGAGGUCAACAUCUGCUGCUCGUCUUAAACGAACAGUUUCGACGGUCGAGAAGUGGUUUUCUUUUCUUGCCGUGAGAAAAUUGACACAAUUUCUGUGUCAGUUUGGCAAAUUCAAAGCUACAGGCUACAGUUCUUUAGCUUAGCUUAGCCUAGCCUAGCUUAGCGUAAAGACUGGAAACGGGCAAAAGGCUGGCUUGGCUUUUGUACACAUAAUCAAACACUUACCGGUUAAACUGCAACUUAUUUUGCCUUUUUAAUCUAUUGUUUUAGAAAAUGUCUUCCCUUCACUUUUCUUUUUAAUUGCUAGUUCUUUCCCACCAAAAGUUCCAUCACAUCGGAUGAAAUAGAGCGAAUCUGCAUUACCUAAAUAGCUGCUAUUUAUUUUUAAUCCAUUUAUUUAAACAGUUCGCAGCUGUAAAGCCGACUAAACCUGUUUAAAUAGUUGAGCCUUAAAGGUGCUCGUAGGGGGCGGAGCCAGGCUAGCCCCUUGCCAGUCGUUAUGCUAAGCUAAGCUAACCGGCUGCUGACUGUCCAUGUUUAACACGCAGACAUGAGCACGGUAUCAUUUUCAGCAAGAAAUGAAUUUAAAAAAAGCAUAUUUUCCCCAAAUGUCAAACCUCUCGCAUCAGUACUACGUCAUGAAGCAGAGAGUGCACUUAUCACACACCAGCUAUGUGAGAUUAAUGUAAUUUUGACUUUUUAUUCUUAAAAGCGUUUCCCAGCUAUCUCCUCAAAGGAAACGCCUCCUUCGGUCCCGUAAUCAUGUCGUGUCUUCAGCAUUGAUCUCAAACUGUCGGCCUGAGUGUUUUGUGUUAUCUAUGCUGGUAGUUAAUUGAAUGUGUUCAUCAAACAAAGAGCUCCUACUGUACGUCUUGCAGGAAUGUCAAAUACAUUUUUUUGUCCUGGGUUUCGGCCCAGAAAGGGAAACAUCGGGGAAACAUUAGUCCUCACUUCAACCCAUUAUGCCUUCGAUACGACAUUUUAAAUUUAGAUAUGUAUUUGUUUAUAAAAAAAAAAAGUGUAAUUUUAAUUAUCACCAAGCAUGUUCUUUACAAGGAAUGUUUUCCUGAUGAGUUGAAUUAUCUAUUUUUGUUUUAAUGCUCAUGUGCGACCUGCUACGGCCCUCUGAUAUAUUUUAUCUGAUUUGUUAGAACGCCCAGGGACAGUUGAAUGACGACAUUUGUUGUUUCUUGUGAUUAUGAUUCAAUGGACAGAACAAACAACUGCGUCUGUUGUCAGUUUGUGUGAAACACAGUGCCUUUCGAAAAAUAUCUUUAUUGAACCAAUCCAUGCUUUUAUUGUUAAAAGUUUUUAUUUCCAGUCGGACCCGUUGUAUUGUUAGCUGCAGUCAUGCUUGCUCACUUCUGUUCUAAUAGAUCCUCUGCUGUAAAUAUGUACAUUAUCAUUUCAUAUGUCUUCAGACCCGCACCACAUGUCCACGGUGUUUCUGUUUUUCGAAGGUAAACGCCAAGAUGUCACUGUGCUGGUUCCACUUGUACAUUUCUUUUAAAAAAAGGUACUUCAUAAUAAAGAUGUUAAAUAAAUCAGUCCUCUCCUUUU